AUGUAUCUACCCGCGCGCUUGGCUCUGCUGAGUCUCCUCCUUUCGACGGCGGCCCUCGGGCAGAAGAGUAAAUCCCGCGAGGAUCGGCCGCAGGGCAGGACUCUGGGCCUCCUGACACCCCUCCUGCUAGGCGGUGGUGGUGGUCCGCUCUUCGAUUAUCCCGUGGCUGCACCCAUUAGGCCUUCAGGUGGCUCAUCUUCAGCCGCAGCUGGAGGAGGAGCCCAAUCGGAUCCUUUGGACUCGUAUUAUGGCAGCAGUUAUCCCAGCUAUGGCUACAGACCCAACUAUGGAUAUGGGUAUCCCAAUUAUGGCUAUAACUAUGCUUACCCGGGCUAUGGAUAUGGCUAUAAUCCGUACAGACCCAGUUAUAACUACAAUGGAUACCAGAGACCCCAGCCAUAUCCUGGCAACUACGGAGGAUACCAGAGACCACAGCCUUACUAUGGAUACAGACCAAGCUAUAGUGCCGCUUCUACGUCCAGUUAUCCCUCUUACGGGGGAGGAUACGGCAGCACGGCCAGCAUUUCCAGCUCUCCUGCCUACAAUCCCUCAACCUCUGGUUUGGGAGUGGGCUCGGGAGUGGGAGUGGGAGCAGGAGCUGGUAAUCAACAAUUAUCCCAAGCCCAGGCAGCCCAGUUAGCGGGUCUUCUGGGCCAGGCCCUAGGAAGCAGUCUGCGUCCCCUGCUGGCUAAUGGAGGCGCUGGAGGCGGCACUGGUGCGUCCGGCGUGGGCGGUAAUACCCAAGCACUGAGCGGUUUACUCGGCUUGCUGGGCUAG
Drosophila kikkawai is the source of this 777-nucleotide messenger RNA. RefSeq names its product prisilkin-39. The record is from RefSeq and is a predicted model, not a curated record. Lineage: Eukaryota; Metazoa; Arthropoda; Insecta; Diptera; Drosophilidae.